Molecule: messenger RNA, 574 nt
Organism: Cajanus cajan (pigeon pea)
Lineage: Eukaryota; Viridiplantae; Streptophyta; Magnoliopsida; Fabales; Fabaceae
Product: non-specific lipid-transfer protein 2
Biological process (GO): lipid transport
Source: RefSeq, a predicted model, not a curated record
GAGUUAUAAGCACAUAUCAAAUACACUAAGGUGAGAGAAAUAAUUGAAAGAGGUGAAAGUGAUAAUGAUGAUGAUGAAGAAGAAGGUGUGCACCUAUGCAAUAGUGUUGGUGGCGUUACUUCUUGUGGAGGUGAUUCCCAAAGGAGAGUCGGUGACAUGUAGCCCUGUGGAGUUAAGUCCUUGUUUGGGGGCAAUCACUUCCUCAUCUCCACCAUCAAGCACAUGUUGCCAGAAAGUGAGGGAACAAAGGCCAUGCCUUUGUGGUUACCUCAAAAACCCUAGUCUACGACAGUAUGUCAAUUCUCCUGGUGCUAGAAGGGUUGCUAGCUCUUGUGGGGUUCCCUUCCCAACUUGUUAGUGUCACCCUAAUUAUAAUAAUAUACUGUGUAAUAAAUUAGUAUGCAAAUAUAUACUCAAUAUCUUAUGUUUAAAUCUUGUUAUAAAAAAACAGGUACUACCCAGAAAAAUAAUGUGGUUCAAGAGCACUUGUUUGCUUGAACAAAUAUGAUUAUUAAUUAAUGAGAUGUCUAAGAAAUUAAGUGAAUGAUUAAAUUUGCUGUAUUUCAGUUCUUGA